This is a messenger RNA of Rhagoletis pomonella (apple maggot), 1654 nucleotides long. RefSeq lists its product as uncharacterized. Bases 178 to 984 code for a protein of 268 amino acids. Lineage: Eukaryota; Metazoa; Arthropoda; Insecta; Diptera; Tephritidae. The transcript is spliced from 4 exons. The record is from RefSeq and is a predicted model, not a curated record.
UUUUGGCGAAUGCGAAAGAACUUUUAUACAAGAAGCAUCGAAGAAAGUGACUGUUAAACUAAAAUAGUUACUUGAAUUUGAAUUGUUGCUAGUUAAAUAAAAUAAAAUAAAUAUCAACUAAUUAACGCUUAAAUAAGCUCGUCCACCCGUUCCGUCUUUGAUCGCUGCGUUGUUACUAUGAUUUACUAUAUUUGCUUUAAUAUGUCUGUGCAAUUUCUGCUGUUGGUUCUUUUAAUUUGCUCAGUCAAUUCACAAAAUGACACAGAAUAUGCUAGCAAUGACUCCGCAGCCGGCACUGACAGUAAAUGCGGUGACACCAAACGCAUGGUUGACGAGUGUUUUAAGGAUUUGCCGCCACAUCUGAUGGAAUUUUUACAAACCACAAAGAUUGCCAUCAACGAACGCGACAUCACAUCCAAGUGCACAGUUUUCAACAGAGGUAUGAGAUGUUUCGACGACUACACGGCUCGCUGCUUAACUAAUAAAACACUCAACUUAAUUAAAAAUAACGUAGAGGGUGCUCGAAAAUUCUUUAUGCGCUUCUGCAGCGAUCGCGAGUUUCAAAAGGAUUAUUUGCAACACAAAGACUGCUUCAGUUAUAUACAGGAUGACUGGAUGCGUUGUACGCACAAUUUUCAGGAGAUUCUCACUGAAGAGCUGCAUGGCGAACAAACAAAUGUUACCAACAAGUUCAUGGAAUUUUGCUGCGCCCGACAUGCCUAUGAAAAUUGUAUCUACAACAGUGCUCGCUACAAAUGCUACAAGAACUCGGCCAAAUUUGCACGUGAUACUGCUAAAACUUUAUCGGAUGAAAAGCACUUUACCAACUGCCGUCAGUAUGAGAAUGCGCUUUGUAGUGUGGGCCAUGCGACGUCCCUCUACGUUGGAGGCAUGGAUGCCACGCUCGACUGGAUACAACUGUUGUUCGUGUGGCUACCCGCUGUGCUGUUGAUAAGUGCGAACAUUGGACGACGACAGGCAUAAAUAAAUCAAUGCCGAGUUUAUUUUUUAUUCUUCAGUAGCUACAUGUGUGCUUGUUUGUGUGAAGAACAGUGGCCAUUGUGUGACUGGAAAGGUUGAAUGUAUAGGGAUGCUUUGUUGGGAGCUCGAAUUGCCUUGGCUGGUUUAUGGCUAAAAGAAAUGUAUGAUGGCUUUUCAUGGUUGUUGUCAGUGAUGUCGUAUAGCUUGUAAGAAUAAAUAAAGUACAUACAUUUGUAUGUACCAGCUUAUGUGUAUACCCACUGCUCUCUCCACACGUUUUUAUAUAUAUGCACAUACGCACAUGCAAAUUAAGUUAAACAUGUUGUAACAUUUUAAUUCUGAUCUCAUUUUAUUUAUGCUUAAUUUUUAUAAGCGGUUAAGGUGUUUAGGAUAUUUAAAAUUAUGGACAAUAUUAUCUGAAUGGUAGAGUUGUUAUGGUGCGUGCCCACCUCUAAUUCAGUAACGCGGCAUUAAUAAACUAUCACAUUUCAAUACUCUAACUAAAUGCUUAUAUGGCAUAUCUCAUGAGAAUCAGUCGCCCCUGGGAUUUGUAUGUAGUAUGAAAAAUUCAGUUGGUCUGUAAGGUGCCACACCCCAUUUAUGUAUCGCUAUUAUUUUGCUCUAUAACCAUCCUUUCAAUGUCUGCAAUUGAUGCCCAAAAUUUCAAGAAAAA